Molecule: messenger RNA, 1775 nt
Organism: Oncorhynchus tshawytscha (Chinook salmon)
Lineage: Eukaryota; Metazoa; Chordata; Actinopteri; Salmoniformes; Salmonidae
Product: sperm-associated antigen 6
Exons: 11
Coding region: 142-1665 (507 amino acids)
Biological process (GO): epithelial cilium movement involved in extracellular fluid movement; neuron projection extension; sperm axoneme assembly
Cellular component (GO): microtubule cytoskeleton; axoneme; sperm principal piece
Molecular function (GO): microtubule binding
Source: RefSeq, a predicted model, not a curated record
GGCUGUAAGAGCGAGGCAGAUGCUGCACCGUACUGUUUACAGCUGCUGUUUUAGGCAAAACUAACAAGCAACAAUAUAGUUGUUGCAGUUACAUAUUCAUAAGAAAAGUGGAGUUUAUUUUUUUCAAUUAAAUUUGUAAUCAUGAGUCAACGACAGGUUUUACAAGUGUUUGAGCAGUAUCAGAAAUCAAGGACACAGUUUGUGCAGACUAUUGCUGAGCUUGCGACAAGACCGCAAAACAUUGAAACUUUACAAAAUGCUGGUGUGAUGUCCCUGCUGAGGCCUUUACUGCUAGAUGUGGUUCCUACCAUCCAGCAGACAGCUGCUCUGGCUCUGGGAAGACUGGCCAGCUACAAUGAAGAUCUGGCAGAGGCCGUCGUCAAGGGAGACAUCCUCCCACAACUCAUCUACUCCCUGGCCGAGCAGAACCGGUUCUAUAAGAAGGCAGCAGCAUUUGUCCUGCGUGCAGUGGCCAAGCACAGCCCUGCUUUGGCCCAGGCCGUGGUGGACUGUGGGGCGCUGGACGCUCUGGUCAUCUCUCUGGAGGAGUUUGACCCUGACGUCAAGGAGGCUGCUGCCUGGGCUCUGGGGUACAUUGCACGCCACAAUGCAAACCUGUCUCAGGAGGUAGUGGAUGCGGGGGCCGUUCCUCUGCUGGUGCUGUGUAUCCAGGAACCAGAGGUGGCCCUGAAACGCAUCGCUGCCUCGGCCCUCAGCGACAUCACCAAGCACUCCCCUGAGCUGGCUCAGACUGUGGUCGACACCGGCGCCAUCGCACACCUGGCCCAGAUGAUUCUCAACCCCGACGCCAAGCUGAAGAGGCAGGUGUUCUCUGCGCUGAGUCAGAUCAGUAAGCACUCAGUGGACCUGGCUGAGAUGGUGGUGGAGGCAGAGAUCUUCCCUGCUGUCCUGGCCUGCCUCCGAGACCCUGACGAGUAUGUCAAGAAGAACGUCACCACGCUGAUGAGAGAGAUCACCAAACACACACCUGAGCUGUCUCAGAUGAUCGUGAACACGGGUGGUGUGGCGGCCGUGAUUGACUACCUGGGUGAUAGCCAUGGUAACGUGCGGUUGCCAGGGAUCAUGAUGCUUGGAUACGUGGCUGCUCACUCUGAAAACCUUGCCAUGGCCGUCAUCGUCUCUAAGGGGGUGCCCCAGCUGGCCAUCUGUCUGUCUGAGGAGCCAGAGGAACAUAUCAAGGCAGCAACAGCGUGGGCGUUUGGCCAGAUCGGCCGCCACACCCCGGAGCACGCCAGGGCCGUUGCCACGGCUAACAUCCUGCCCAGCCUGCUGGCUCUCUACAUGGACACAGACAGCUCCGAGGACCUGCAGGUCAAGGCUAAGAAGGCUCUUAAGAGCAUCCUACCAAAGUGCAACUACCUGCCUGCUCUGGAGCCCCUGCUCUACGAAGCUCCCAGCAACAUCCUGAAACACGUCGUCUGCCAGUUCAGCAAGGUGCUGCCGCAUGACAGCAAGGCUCGUCGUCUGUUUGUGACCAGUGGAGGCUUGAAGAAGGUUCAGGAGAUUAAGGCUGAUCCUGGAUCUGCCCUGCAGGAGUACAUCAACACUAUCAACAGCUGUUACCCUGAGGAGAUAGUCAGAUACUACUCCCCCGGCUACUCAGAGACUCUGCUGGAGCGGGUAGAGAAGUACCAGCCUGUCUGAGGGUCUGGGGCUCACAUCCCCUCCUUACUGACACUGAAUGGGAUAUUAUCGUUUUACUGUUUCACCCUCAUCCAUGAAUAUGAGGACAGAAGACUCUAUAAAACAUGAUU